UAGCUAGUUUAGCUAGUCUCUGUAAUUUGUCAUAGUUAUUUUCUUUUAUAUACUGUUUCUUAAUAUUAAAACAAAUAUAUUUAUUUAAACAAAUAAGUGACUAUCAAUUAACUGUGAUAAAUACUUAUUACAUAAAGAAAAUGGCGAAUAUUUCAAAUAUUCAAACGGACUCUACAACUUCACCAUUAACAGAAGAAAAGGAGCUUACCGAAGCUACAUCAAGUAAACAACAAGCCGAGGUCGACAUGGAUGAUGAAAUAUCUGCACGGAUGACCGCGUCUUAUAGUGAGAUAUCAUUCCACUCUGAUCAUGGUCAAUCAAAUGAAGAACAGGCAAAAGCCACUGGUCCAUCAAGACCAUAUGAUUUGCCUUCAGAGAAUCGGAAGCAAGAAAAAUUUCCGUUAGAUCUUGAUGGACAUGUUAGUUAUGAAGGAGACAUGACACACUAUGUUGCUGAUGAUCUAGAAUUUAAGAUAAAAUUGUCUAGCCCCAUUACUAAAAGAGGUGAAACUCCAGUAUUUGGCAGUUCCAGUGCAUCACGAUCAAGUACUCCAUCUGGUAAACUCUACAGACAGAUAUUAGCACCACAGAUUGGUCAAAUAGAUAUAACUGUCCUGAAUGAUCUUGAGUAUGAAGCUCAAAAGAUUGCUCAAUCUGUUGAUAAUUUAAUAGAAAACCUAUCAAGUAUUUUACAUUCCAAUUCUUCAUUGACAGCAGAAAAUAUGGAAGUUUAUAAAGAAGCAGUCGGAAAGACUUGUGAUGCAAUGGAUAACAACAUUAAGAGUAUGUAUACAAUAUUAGCCAAAGGUGAGGAAGUGUCACAGGCUAUGAUACCAGUUCAAGCACAAGCAGCCAGAAUAGCAGAAAUAAAGAGACUUCUCCAAUUAUUUGAGAGUAACUUUUAGAAUAAUUAGCUGUAGAUAGAUACUCUUUAUUGUUUCCUCCAAAAGAUUACAAUAGUAAACUUAUUGUAAAUACAAACAAUUACAAGAAAUAAUCACAGUGAGAAAACAAUGGGUGGCCUUAUCGCUAAAAGCGAUAUCAUCCAGGCAACCUUUGAAUCAAGAGAAGUAAUUAUAAACUGUAAUGAUUGAUCUCUGUAAAUAUAAAGUAACUAAUAAAGUUUGUAAAUAUUUAUUAGAUUA
Molecule: messenger RNA, 1145 nt
Organism: Galleria mellonella (greater wax moth)
Lineage: Eukaryota; Metazoa; Arthropoda; Insecta; Lepidoptera; Pyralidae
Gene: BORCS6
Product: BLOC-1-related complex subunit 6
Exons: 2
Coding region: 141-905 (254 amino acids)
Biological process (GO): lysosome localization
Cellular component (GO): BORC complex
Source: RefSeq, a predicted model, not a curated record